GAUCAAAGUUCCAUCACAACUUGCUCAAGUUGACUAAAAAAAUUAGAGGAAAAUGGAAGUAGAAAACCAGGUGGAUACAUGGGACGGCUAUGUGGAUUGGAGGUACAAACCUGCAGUGAAAGGGCGGCAUGGUGGCAUGCGCGCCGCCUCUUUCGUUUUGGUUUUGGAAGUAUUGGAGAACAUAACAUUUUCGACAAUCGCAAGCAGCGUGGUGCUAUACAUGACAAAGUACAUGCACUUUUCGCCGGCGAACGCAGCGAAUUCCGUCACCAAUUUCCUUGGGACUGCGUACCUCCUGACCCUACUGGCUGGUUUCCUAUCGGACGCUUGCUUGAAUACUUAUGUUAUCUGCCUGAUGGGCGCCGUGCUUGAGUUUCUGGGCUUGAUCAUACUCACAGUACAAGCUCACUCCCCCUCCCUAUAUCCACCUCCGUGCAAUGCAGAAACCUCCUCCACCCCAUGCCAGCAAGUCAGCGGCAGCAAAGCCGCAAUGCUAUUCAUAGGCUUAUACCUGGUGGCACUAGGCGCCGGAGGCAUGAAAGGAUCACUGCCCUCGCAUGGAGCAGAGCAAUUCGACGAGAGUACCCCUCAGGGCAGGAAGCAGAGGUCCACUUUCUUCAACUACUUCGUCUUCUGCCUCUCGUGCGGCGGCCUUAUUGCCGUGACUUUUGUGGUGUGGAUUGAGGACAACAAGGGGUGGGAAUGGGGUUUUGGUAUCUCCAUUAUUGCUACAGUGCUGUCUAUUUCUAUUUUCCUGGCUGGUUCUUCUUUUUAUAGGAACAAGAUUCCUUGUGGAAGUCCAAUUACAACCAUUUGCAAGGUUCUUUUAGCAGCUACACUCAACUCUUGCCUAGGCAGAAGUUCUAAUGCAAUCACGUGCACAGCCACAAGUCCUUGUCCUCCAACCCGAAUCAACAAGGAAGAAGAAGAAGAAUCAAAAGAAGAACCAAAUACCAAAGCCAUUGAACCCAUCGCCACCCCAUCAGAAGGCCACAAAUUCCUCGACAGAGCAAUUGUUGAAAGACCAGUCCUCAAUGCAUUACAUUGCACGACGCAACAGGUAGAAGAUGUCAAAAUCGUCAUAAAAAUCCUCCCCAUUUUUGCCUGCACCAUCAUGCUCUAUUGCUGCCUUGCUCAGCUCUCCACAUUCUCGGUCGAACAAGCCGCCACCAUGGACACCAGAGUCGGCUCCCUAACAGUCCCACCCGCGUCCCUUCCCAUUUUCCCAGUAGUCUUCAUCAUGAUCCUUGCACCGGUCUAUGACCAUCUCAUCAUCCCAUUUGCGCGUAAAAUUACCAAAACCGAAAUGGGUAUCUCUCAUCUACAAAGAAUAGGAGUCGGACUAUUCUUAUCAAUCCUUGCAAUGGCAACAGCAGCACUAGUUGAAAUAAAGCGCAAGAGGGUGGCUACCAAAAACGGUCUCCUUGAUUCCCCCAACCCAUUACCCAUCUCAUUCUUAUGGGUUGCUUUUCAGUUCUUGUUUCUGGGGUCGGCUGAUCUUUUCACACUGGCCGGUUUAUUGGAGUUUUUCUUCACGGAGGCGCCCAGUAGCAUGAGAUCUGUCGCGACUUCUCUCUCUUGGGCGUCUAUGGCCGUGGGGUACUUUCUUAGCUCAGUGGUUGUGCAGAUCGUCAAUAAUGCAACAAGGCAUUCCAAGCAUCAGCCGUGGCUUUCCGGUACGAACUUGAAUUACUAUCACUUACAACGAUUCUACUGGUUGCUGUGUGUGCUGACUGGAUUGAACUUCUUAAACUACCUCUUCUGGACUAACCGGUACAAGUAUCACAACAAGAAAAUUGAACUGUAGAAGCGGGUGUUGGUGCCACCUGCAUACGUGGUCUCCCUGCCCAUGACCACUCUCUGUCUGUUUGGUCGAAAGAUAGUGUUUUGGGUAAUGACUCCACUUGUUGAUAGAUGUGAUUUAGGGUUGUUUUGAGCUUUAUUGUUGUUGGGUUUCAGUUUGUUUUUGGAUGUUCUUGUUUGGUGUUUUUUUUAUACAUUCAACCUUUGGUUGGAUUCCCCCCCCCAUUUGUCAAAAUGUUUAUUUUGCUUAUAAAAAAAACCCUAAUAAAAUGUUUGUACAUUAAA
Molecule: messenger RNA, 2088 nt
Organism: Rhododendron vialii
Lineage: Eukaryota; Viridiplantae; Streptophyta; Magnoliopsida; Ericales; Ericaceae
Product: protein NRT1/ PTR FAMILY 4.6-like
Exons: 5
Coding region: 53-1807 (584 amino acids)
Biological process (GO): transmembrane transport
Cellular component (GO): membrane
Molecular function (GO): transmembrane transporter activity
Source: RefSeq, a predicted model, not a curated record